Lactuca saligna is the source of this 540-nucleotide messenger RNA. The record is from the annotation of a GenBank genome assembly. NCBI's taxonomy places the organism in Eukaryota, Viridiplantae, Streptophyta, Magnoliopsida, Asterales, Asteraceae.
AUGACAUACUGUUUGAUGACGACAACACAUCUGUUGGUAUCAUUCCAAUCACCACCUCUUUCAAGUCGCUACAGAAGCCUUCCUUCUCCAAACCACUAUAUGAUUUCGGCUUUCUGCAUUUCCUCCUCCUCCUCCGAAGAAGAAGAAGAAGUAAAUGUUGAUGCCAACACUAAAGGCAAUCAAGGCAAUGGAGUUCGAGUCAAUCCAACUGAUAAUCCAUCGCCACCCGAACCUCAAGAUGAUAAUGGUGAUGCCGAUGAUAAAAAGUCUGAGAGUUUUACCUCAAACACAGGAUCUUCGGAUGAAAACAUUGCAGAUCCUUUUUCCUUGUUAGAACUCCAAGACAACUUUGCUGCUGCUGUUUCCAAAGUUGAUUCUCUUGAUAAAGUCGUUGCACAUAUUAACUCUAAGGCCGAUCAGAAGGUUACCAGCUUCGACUCCAAGCUUGAACUCAUUAUCAAAUCUCUCUUUGAGAUCAAAGAUGUUGGCCCCUUCGAACUCGAUCAACCCAAUCAACUUGACCAACUCAUUUCACUCUGA